Molecule: messenger RNA, 339 nt
Organism: Zophobas morio
Lineage: Eukaryota; Metazoa; Arthropoda; Insecta; Coleoptera; Tenebrionidae
Exons: 1
Coding region: 1-339 (112 amino acids)
Molecular function (GO): CoA-ligase activity
Source: RefSeq, a predicted model, not a curated record
AUGGAAAAAGGACACGCUCUUCCUCCUUUUCAACAUGGAGAAAUUCGUAUUAAAGGUCAGAUUAUGAAAGGGUAUCUGAAAAAUGUUGAAAAAACCCAAGAAAUAAUCGAUUCGGGAGGAUUUCUUCAUAGCGGAGACGUUGGUUAUUAUGACGACGAUGGCUGUUUUUAUAUAACUGGAAGGAUUAAAGACCUUAUUAAAUACAAGUCUUGGCAGGUAGCUCCAGUCCAACUGGAACAAAUUUUAAUGAAAUUCAAAGGCGUUAAGGACGUGGCUGGUGCUGGUAAACCUGAUUCGCGGUUCGGGGAAUUACCAACUGCUGCCGAAAACUAUGUGUAG